This is a messenger RNA of Ostreobium quekettii, 816 nucleotides long. Lineage: Eukaryota; Viridiplantae; Chlorophyta; Ulvophyceae; Bryopsidales; Ostreobiaceae. The record is from the annotation of a GenBank genome assembly.
AUGUCGGGCCGCGUCGUUCUGGUGACGGGCGGGAACCGCGGCAUCGGCCGCGAGAUCUGCCGCAAGCUGGUGGCCGCGGGCGACAAGGUGUUGCUGACGAGCAGAGACGUUGCGGCGGGCAGUGAAGCAGCAGAAGCGAUCGAGAAGGAGGUUGGUGUGAAGGGUGGCUGCGAGGUUCUGCACUACGAUGCACUGGACUCCCAAAGUGCGGAGCUGUUGGUGGCUGCCGUGGCUGCAAAGUACAGUGGCAAGGUUGACGGAUUGAUAAACAACGCUGCUGUCACAUUUCGUGAGCGCUGGGAUGCAGAAAGCUUCCAAAUCGGAAAGACGACAAAUGUUGAUGCUCCAGUGGCUUUGACACAAAAGCUGUCUCCACACCUUGCUCCAGGGUGCCGGAUCGUGAUGGUGUCCUCGGGGCUUGGCCAACUGGCGGAGAUCCCUGUGGAGAGCCAGUACUACUCCGGCAUGGCAUCGGCGGCGACAGUGGAGGACUUGAGCGCCUUCCGCUUCCUAGAGAACGAUGCGAUGACGGACCCUCCUUGCAUACUAGCGCCUGGUAGGAAGAACCCGGUGUACAGGCUCACCAAGGCGAUGCUAAAUCGGGCCACCCAGAUUUUUGCCCAAGAUGCAUCGUUUGUCGAGAGGAACAUCAGCGUCAAUGCAGUCACCCCCGGCUGGUGUAGGACCGACAUGGGCGGACCGGAUGCCGAGCGAUCUGUGGAGCAGGGUGCUGACGCAGUCAUAUGGGUUCUCAACCACCCGGAUCCCAGCCCCACUGGGAAGUUUUUCAGAGAUGGCAGGAGCAUCGACUGGUAG